AUGGAUGCUGAAGUGAAACAUAUAUCUGCUGAAAAUAUUCUACAAGAGGUCUAUAAAAGACGUAAAGUAGUUAAACCUUCCGCUAAAGUUGACAUACUGGAUUUAGAAGAGUUAAGAGAACUUCAAAGAAGGAAGAGAACAGAAUACGAGACUUAUUUAAAACGUAAUAGACUGGAUAUUGGGCAAUGGAUACGUUAUGCUAAAUUCGAAGUAGAACAACGUGAUAUAAGAAGGGCAAGAUCCGUUUUUGAAAGGGCUCUGCUGGUGGACAGUUCUCAUGUACCACUGUGGAUUAGAUACAUCGAUACUGAGAUCAAAUUAAAGAAUAUUAACCAUGCUAGGAACCUUAUGAAUAGAGCAGUGAGCAUUUUACCUCGAGUGGAUAAAUUUUGGUACAAAUAUUUGGUCAUCGAAGAGUCAUUGGGUAAUGUAGAAAUCGUUAGAUCUUUAUUCACUAGAUGGACUUCGUUGGAACCAGGUACUAAUGCAUGGGAUUCGUUUGUUGAUUUUGAAUUGAGACAAGAGAAUUGGGAUAAUGUGAGGAAAGUGUUUGCCAUGUACGUUUUAGUACAUCCACAGACGGAUACAUGGCUUCGAUGGGUUCAGUUUGAAACUGUACAUGGAGAUACUGAUACCGUUCGUAAAGUUUAUUCAUUGGCAUUGGAUACUGUAGUAUCAAUGAGUGAAAAAUUGACGAUUCAAGAUGAGGAUUUAGCAGGUCUAAUCAUCUCAUUCGCUAACUGGGAAGCUACUCAACAGGAGCACGAACGGUGUAGAGAGUUGUAUCGAAUAUCGAUUGAUAAGUGGCCACAGAAUCAGUUUCUGAAAGAAGGUUUAGUGGAAUUCGAAAAAAGGUUUGGUAGUUCACAAUCGAUUGAAAACACUGUGAUUCAUAAAAGAAGGAGGAGGUACGAGUUGACUUUGCAAGAAAAUCCACAUGAUUAUGAUACUUGGUGGCUCUACCUUGACUUAAUACAGGAUAAUUUUAAAGCUGAUCUCUUAAAAUGUUUGGAUAAAUCGGUCACAGGUACUCAACCCAAGGAAAAUACCAAGACUCUAGCUUGGAAAAGUUAUAUCUUUCUAUGGAUAAGAUAUCUGGCCUAUGUGGAAUUAGAGUGCGCCAAUUUAGACAUUUGUAGGCAGCUGUACCAAAGAUUGAUCGAAUUAAUCCCACACAAGAAUUUCACAUUCGCUAAAAUUUGGUACAUGUACAGUCAAUUCGAAUUGAGAAAUGGUGAUCUGACAUCAGCAAGAAAAAUAUUGGGCAGGUCCCUUGGAUUAUGUCCCAAACCAAGGAUUUUUAAGCUAUACAUCGAUAUGGAGAUUAAGCUCAGAGAAUUUGACCGUGUAAGAAAGCUGUAUGAAAAGUUUAUUGAGUAUGAUGGUUCGAACGUUGAGACGUGGAUGGCAUAUGCGGAUUUGGAGGCAAAUUUAGGUGAUCGAGAUCGUGCUACAGGCAUCUAUGAGAUUUCUUUAGAUCCGGAUGUGACUUGUUUGACCCAAGAUGCAAAGUUGCAAUUGAUACAGAAAUAUAUCGAUUAUAUGACUUCGGAAGAAGAAUUUGAUAAAGCAAGAGACCUUUAUGAGAGAUACUUGAGAUUAACUGCAUUUUCGUCAACUAUUUGGAAAAUGUAUGCACUUUAUGCCAGUGAAAAUCCAACAGGGGACCAAGUGCAAGAACUUCGCGAAUCUGCAAGUGCCAGCGGUAAUGAAGACGAGGAAAUUGAAUUCUGCGUUCAAGAUGUGAACAGACAAAUGUCAAGGGGAAUAUUUGAAAGGUCACUGAAUCACUUCAAAAGAUUGGGUGAUAAGGAAAGUAGAAUCGCCAUACUGGAGGAAUUCAAGAAUUACGAAAAUACCUUUGGUGACGAAGAGAGUCAAGAAAAGAUUCAGAAGAGACAGCCCAAGCUUGUGGGGCCUCCUGGUCAAGAAGAGUACGUUUUUCCUGAUGAUGAGGUGAGAAAUGAGGUUCCUAAUGUGUCCAAAUUACAGGCACUUGCCAAAAAAUGGGAGCAGAACCGUCAAUCUGAAUAG
Messenger RNA from Zygosaccharomyces rouxii, 2034 nucleotides. It is a transcript of the gene CLF1, whose product is annotated as Clf1p. Bases 1 to 2034 code for a protein of 677 amino acids. Gene Ontology annotation, biological process: spliceosomal complex assembly; mRNA splicing, via spliceosome. The record is from RefSeq and is a predicted model, not a curated record. Lineage: Eukaryota; Fungi; Ascomycota; Saccharomycetes; Saccharomycetales; Saccharomycetaceae. The transcript has a single exon. Gene Ontology annotation, cellular component: post-mRNA release spliceosomal complex; precatalytic spliceosome; Prp19 complex. Gene Ontology annotation, molecular function: protein binding.